Cephus cinctus (wheat stem sawfly) is the source of this 6083-nucleotide messenger RNA. RefSeq names its product probable G-protein coupled receptor CG31760. Gene Ontology annotation, molecular function: G protein-coupled receptor activity. The record is from RefSeq and is a predicted model, not a curated record. The coding region runs from base 386 to 2761 and encodes 791 amino acids. Lineage: Eukaryota; Metazoa; Arthropoda; Insecta; Hymenoptera; Cephidae. Gene Ontology annotation, biological process: G protein-coupled receptor signaling pathway. The transcript has 17 exons. Gene Ontology annotation, cellular component: membrane.
AUCGUCAGGGGCGGUUCAACCCCCCGAAUCGUAGAUGUUUUGCUUUUAUAUUUCUUUGAUAAGCGCUAUGUAAGGGAGAGGCUGUGCCAAAACUUUUCAUCCCUUAUUUACGUCUCCAUUUCGCGGUAGUGUCGUCGAGGUAAUGGUGCGAGAUGCUUUUCAUUUUAUUUAAAAUCUGUGGAAGAUGCUUUUCAAAAUAUGUCCCGUGAGCACCUGCGAUAUCGAUCCAAUGAAUACCUGCUGAAGGAAUCUUUCAAACUUUGAUGUUAACGGUGACGAUGCUGCAGCUGAUAGAAGGGGCGGUUUCGUACCGCGAUGACCCAGAACGUAAACCAAGCGCCACUUGAACGAGCGUGGGAGAAAGGACAAAUGAGUAGGGCGCGGGAUGGGCACGUCCUGGCUCGCGGCCCUACUUCCAGCGAUAAUGAUGGCCUGCGCUUCGAGGACAAAAGCUAGUCCUACCUCGAUGCCAUCUUCAGUCUCGACCAGCGUGGCAGAACUGAAACGGGUGGAACUGGAAGAAGCUUUGGACGUGAUAGAAGCUGCAUCGACCGGUACUUUGGAAGAAGAUUGCACGACCACGUCAGGUUAUAAGUCCCUACCGACGACAGCGGCUCUAGACCCACGCCGCUAUGAUACUUCUCGUCAAAAGGCGGAUAUGGCCGCCAUGAUGCUUCAAAAUCUUGGGGUUACGCGACACAAUACUCUUUUAGACGCCGUUGCUCGGUCGUUACUUGGUUCGGUAAGUGACGCCGUUCAGACUCGUGUUAUCGCCCUGAACGCAUCAACCGGGAUUGUUGUCAGCGCCACGUGGUUGAAGAGGAGUCCUGGAAGCGUAGGAGAACCUUCUAAGGUUGAGAAUCACGAACUACAGUCAGGAUCACGACCUGAUCCUAAUUUACCUUGGUUCGAGGAUGCCGGAGACAGUACGGGAUUAAGGUCGCCGAAAUUCAUGCAGUCACCGCCGAUUGAAUCCUACAGGGGUUGGUGGACCCUCCCGUAUUUCUCCUGCAAGAGUCAAAGAUGGCUGAUCUCCUACAGCAUCAACGUGAGGCCACCGGACAUGCGUCAUGGGAUACGAGAAUUUUUGAGCAUGGACGUGGACAUCAGUGGAUUGGAAGUGAACCAAUGCGAUUCAGGACUAUCUAGUGAAAGCUCAUCUGUAGAUAAUCAGAUUGCAUCUUUCAAGGGGACUCAUAAGUGUCACAAUGAUACGAUGCAGUGCGAAUAUCAACCGAGGAGCAGUAGGACGAAUGAAAAUGGAGUCGGUGCUGGGUGGGCUAAGGGUGCCUACGUAUGUAAAUGUCGACAAGGUUUCUACACAGUCACCCAUCAGUCAACUGGAUUCGACGGGACCUUAGUGGAGGCCGCAUGGAAAGAAAUGCAAGUAAAUAAAAGUGAUCUUUAUCAACGUGUUUUCCGUUGUCUACGAUGCGCACCAGGAUGCGCACGGUGCAAAGGCCCAGAACCAUGCUUGGCGACUUACAAUUGGCCGUUCAGGAUUGCCUUACUAGCCUUUUCCGUAUUCUGCGCCUUCAGUACUGUUGUCCUGGUAGCCUAUAUGUAUCAGCAUCGGAAGUUGAAGGUUUUCAAGGUAGCAUCACCUAUAUUCCUGUCAAUCACGUUACUAGGCUGUGCUAUAAUGUAUCUUGAAAUGGCUGCGAUAUUUCCGGUUCUCGACAUGUAUUCCUGCAUCGCUACAAAAUGGACCAGGCAUCUGGGAUUCUGUAUCUCUUACACGGCACUGCUAAUGAAAACUUGGCGGGUGUCGCUAACUUAUCGCGUUAAAAGUGCUCACAAGGUCAAACUCACUGAUAAGCAAUUGUUGCAAUGGAUGUUUCCCAUUCUGCUGGUGAUGCUUAUCUACUUAGGGACGUGGACGCUGAGUUCACCGCCAUUUGCAGAAGUCAUUGCUGAUAGUCAUGAUUUGAAGUUUUAUCAAUGCUCAUAUAAUUGGUGGGAUCAUAGCCUUGCUAUAGGUGAAAUUCUCUUUCUUGCCUGGGGUAUAAAGGUCUGCUAUAACGUGCGAAAUGCUGAAAGUCUUUUCAACGAGGCACGUCUUAUCAGCUACGCAAUUUAUAACAUCGCUUUGGUCAACACGACAAUGAUAGCAAUUCAUCUCUUCAUAUUUCCCAACGCCGGUCCGGAUAUUAAGUAUUUGCUGGGUUUCCUUCGUACACAGCUCUCCACUUCCGUUACAGUGUUUCUUGUCUUUGGACCCAAGGUCAUCCGUGUACUGAAAGGUCAAGGUGAUCAGUGGGACAGUCGUGCGAGAGCUCGAGGAAUCACGGCAAGUUUUUCAUUAAACGGUAUAGGUUUGGUACCAGAAGAGACUACCGACUUCUAUCAGGAAAAUGAAGAGUUAAAGGAGGAAAUUCAAAAGCUUGCCGCCCAAAUAGAGUUCAUGAAAAUCGUUCACAUGGAAAUGCACAAUAGACAUAUAAAACCAAAAAUGGGUGGUUACUUCAGUACUCAUGGUCAUGGAUAUAGUCAUCCGUCAGCAGCCCAAAGUCCAAUAGCCAAGGGUUCGACAGCGAGUUUCAUUUUGAAAAGCGCGGUGGAACGUGGCGCCACUGCCGCGGCGGCGGCGGCCGUCGAAGACUCGACGUUUCCAUCUGGAAGUUUGCAUCGCGCACGAAGAAUGGAAUUUCGGGAACGAAAAGCAGAAAGGGAAAAGGAACGUGAGCGCGAACGCGAACGUGAGAAUCAAAGUCAAAAUCAAAAUCAGGAGCGUACUCAAGCAACCGGGGAAAGAGUUUGACUAGUAGUCAAUAGUGAGGAGAUAUGGUUGUGACGAAGACAGGGUCGACAGUGUGAGGUCAAGAAUGAUAUAAUAAAAAAGUCUCGAAGUCGCUGCCCGAGUAAUAACCUAUUGAAGAAAUGGAAAAAACGUAAAAAUGAAAAAGCUACAAGAAAAUUUCCAUUGACGGACACGAGACUGCCGGUUUAUGUGUAAAAAUGGUUUCUAUCGAAAUGUGCGCGCCACGUGUGCUCUCAUUAUUCCAUAUUAAGGGGUAGCCAUACUGUGUCUGUGUUUCAAUGGCGCGCGCAUAUAUGGUAUUGCGCAUGCGUGUUAGGUUACCUCUGUCUUCGUAGCAGUUAUACAAUUAGAUACGAAUAAGAAGGAGCAUUCGAAGUAUGCUUGAUUACAGCUUAUUAGAUAAGCGUCCGGCUGAAUCGGGUCUCUGUAUAAAAUUUGCUAAAGACCUAUGAUUUUAUCAGGGAUACAAUGACGUCGCGACGCUCGAUUCUGUUGCUGGCUGUACAACCGUAACUUUUCACUAUUGAUACUAUAUCUUACGUUGGACGUUUGUUUCCUGAAUGGUUUUUGCUUUUUUUUGGGAGUGAGAGGUAUAGCUAUUGAAAAAAAGGAAAAAGUUAAAAACAUAAAAGAUGAAUGUUAGAAAAGAACAGAAAAUCGGUAACAAAAAAAUAUGAAAAAUAAAUUUUAAUACGUUCCGUGCCACGUGUGUACCACCGAAGGUACACGCUAAACUUACCAUUCAGGCCGCAUGUACCACUGUUGGUACUCGCUGACGUAUUUAUUUAAUGCACUAAAAACUUUGUUAUUUGAUUCACUUUGUUAAAGCAAGGAAUGCAUAAGAAGGGCUUGUUCGGACAAUCGCUGUAAAACGUCACGACUGUUAUAGUUGUUUUGUCUUUCUAAUUUUUUCUACUACUUUUCCUCGUUUUUACUCAACAAAUUUGAACACGGCAGGUACUUUUUACUAUCCGAGAAGUCAAAACUGAUUGCAGCGCCACGUGUACCACGGAUGGUACACGAUGUGAAAACUGCUCUAUGCAAGCCAAUUAUUUACUGAUUGAUGAUUUAAAACAUCAAAUGGCCUGAGUGAUAGGUCGAACAAAAAACGACUCGGCACGGACCGUGUUAAUGAGGAUGCUGCAAAUUCUCUAAAUUAUCUACAGAAACUACCCAUCAGUGUUGACAAUAUGCGUAAUCUAUAUGUUCAAUAAGGACGUGGGUCGUUGGAUUUUUUAUUGGUACAUAAUAUAAUACAUACACGUAAAACUUUUCGAAUUUGGAAAUCGCCACCGUCCUUAAUUAUUAAAUUUUAAAAAGAAUGGUUAAAAAUUAUUAAUAAUAUCUAUAGAUAGGGUUCGUGGCGGGUUCCAUGUUCAACAUUUACCUUAAGACGUUGAGAUUCGUUUGCUGGUUGAAAUACGUAGUGGCAGUGACACGUGUCAUUGCAGUGUUGUGAUAUUUUUCAUUCUGUCACAUGUCAAAAUCUCUGCGGGAGAUGCACGUGCCGUGGCACGUGUUACCGGACGAUAAUAAAUACUGAGAAUAUCGGAAAAAAAGAGUGGUAUUUAGGGAUAAAGAAACAGUUUCUGUAAGAAAAUCACGAAAACCAUACAAAUCGUUGUAACUUACUAUAUGGGCGUUAAAAUGAUGGUAUAUAGAUAUACUAUUACAGGGUCAUUCGGUACAAGCGUAUCGACUGAAGUUGGCUUUAUCAUAGGAAUCAAAUGGACAGGCUAACUUCAGUUAAUACAAAGUUAAUAUGCAAUGUUUCUGAAUAACCCUGUAUAUAUAUAUAUAUAUAAUAGAAAUAAAUAUUAUAUAUUAAGAAGAGAAAAAGAAAAAAGAAAGAGAGUGUGAAAUAUGUUACGUUAAUAGCGACGCCUUUACGUGAAGAAAAGUUUAAAAAAAAUGGGUGUCGUUAUACACAAUUAUUAUGCUAUACGACUAUACGAAUAUCUAUAGUCGCGUUAUGCUAAGUCUCGCUGUUUAUGUCUAAAAUAUGUAUUGUAUCAUUGUUAUUGGGAUAUGUGGUUUCGAUUGAUGUAAGUAGAACGAUGGGUAAGCGAGAUAAGAUUAUAAUUAGUCCAUCAAUGUCCGGGACAUCCUGUGAUCCGUAAUUCUGGAUCAUUAUGGAUUCAUCAGUACUCCCGUAUCAGGUGAUUAUGAAUAAUGAGAAAUCGUUGAUUAUAAAAUAAGUGCGAAUCAAUGAUAACUAGAGAAAGCGUAAAGUCGAAAAAAAAAAAACUGAACAAAUUUCAGCUUCGAAAUCUAUAUCGAUUUGAAAUUGAUAAGAAAUUAUCAAUUUUAACAGUGCGAGGUGGAAAGAAAAACGAGUUUCAAAAUGAUCGUCGCUGGAAAUGAAAAUCGUAUGUGGCGAUUAUUUGACUGUUAUUCCUUAGUCAAUUAAGCAAAUCAAUACUAACAAUACUAGACGUAUAUUAAUGUAAUAUUAAUCGUUGUGCUAAUUAAAUAGAGUCUAGGCAUUAGCGAAAUGGAGUCAUAUGUAACGUAAAGCUUGUGCCUCAUCCUCUGAAGGAGGAUGACGUACAAGAAUUAAAAAAAAAUAAUUAAUGAUCGCGAGGAGCAACGGGCAGUUUUUUUUUGAAAAUGAGCCCCAAACUUUUCUUUCUCUUUUUAGUAUUUUUCUCCUGAAACUCAUUUUCGUCAACCGUCUCGUUGACCAGAAUGAUUUUCAAAGCUGUCCGAUGGUUCCUCGAUUUAUUGGUGUUCACGUAUAUGAGGUAAUUAAUUAUAAUUAUAAUAUAUUCAUAUAGUAAUUAGUACGCGUACCAACAUACUAACAGUAUCGCAGUCGCGCAUAGUUGGUGACGUAUUAACGUCUUUGUCGGAUUAUAAUAAUUGCAUAGUAAUUAUUAUGAUAUAGAUGCAAAUUAAUAAUAAUGAUUCCUGCAUAUAGUGGAGUCAAUGGCUAAUUAAUAACUAUGCCAGAAUCGAGAGGGGAUACGCAAUCAAAAAUUGUCACGACGACGUUCAAUCCUAGCGCCGAAAUUACGAGACACGUUCAAAUUUCCACUCGCAAUGAAGUUACGUCAUAAUGAAAAUAAUUUUUUGUAUCCUUUUCGAAUUUUUUGAAAAUUAUAUAAGGGUGUUCCGUAACGCUGAAUGCACCAUGCCGAUAGUACGCGUAGCACGUAGGUGUUAAGAAAUUUGUGAUAUUUUUUUCGAAUUUCUUUUUUUUCGAAAAUCAAACUUUUCGCCCAAAAAUUAAAUAAUAUAUAUACAUAUAUACGAUGGAAGAAUAUUUGUAACGAUAUACUUGUAUGUCAAUAUACGUGCCAUUACACAGAGUGCAAAAUUG